Molecule: messenger RNA, 998 nt
Organism: Terrapene triunguis (Three-toed box turtle)
Lineage: Eukaryota; Metazoa; Chordata; Testudines; Emydidae
Gene: DDRGK1
Product: DDRGK domain containing 1
Exons: 9
Coding region: 14-907 (297 amino acids)
Source: RefSeq, a predicted model, not a curated record
GUCACGUGGGAAGAUGGACCCGGUGCUGUACGUGUUGGCCGCGGCGCUGCUCGCCGCUCUCAUCGUCUUUGCCACCCGGUUCCGGGGCCAGGCGCAGGCAGCUGACGAGGAACACCAGCGAAAUGUGGCAGCCGUGGUGGCCAGGCCUCGGCCUCACACCGAUGAGCGGGGAGAAGGGAUGCCCAGACGCCGAAGGAACAUGGGCAGCAGGAUGCUGGCCCAGAGGAGAGCACAACAGGCAGAAGAUGGGAUGGAAGAGGAAGAUGAUGGAGAUGAGGCUGCAGAAUUUCAGUCGUCUGGGAAAAUCGGAGCAAAGAAACAGAGGAAACUAGAAGAGAAACAAGCCAGAAAAGCCCAGAGAGAGGCUGAAGAAGUAGAGCGUGAGGAACGGAAAAAACUCGAGUCAAAGAGAGAGGAGGAAAGGCGGAAAGAAGAGGAGAGAUUACGCCUUGAAGAAGAAAGACAGGAAGAGGAACAAAAGAAAGCAAAAGAAGAAAAGGAGCAGAGGGAGCAUGAAGAGUACCUCAAGCUGAAGGAGUGUUUUGUAGUUGAAGAGGAGGGUGUCGAAGAAGCAAUGACCGAGGAAGAGUCCCAUAGCUUUCUAACGGAAUUUAUCAACUACAUUAAGAAUGCAAAGGUGGUUCUUCUGGAAGACCUGGCUUCCCAUUUGGGGUUAAGAACCCAGGAUGCAAUUAAUAGAGUACAAGACCUGAUGGCAGAUGGCACUCUAACAGGUGUGAUUGAUGACCGAGGAAAGUUCAUCUAUAUCACUCCAGAGGAGAUGACCGCAGUGGCUCAGUUUAUCAAACAGAGAGGACGAGUCUCCAUUGCAGAACUGGCCGAAGCAAGCAAUUCCCUCAUCAACCUCCAACCUGAGAGCAGAGCUGUCACUCAGAGCACGGCGUGAUAAUGCAUUUCACAGUGUGGGAAGAUACUGCAGUAGCGUAAAUUAAUAACACGCAGGUCAUUAAAAAAAAUCCCUGUCUAUUCAUAACCGU